UGUAAAAAUUGAAGAAGAGCAAGAUGGGCAAUCAAAGUAUGGGGUCUUCUCUGAUCAUUUUACUUUCAGUAUUUCUGUGUUUCUUUCCUACCAGGUCCGCCACAGUAGAGAAUUUUAACUACCCCUACCUUUGGGACCAGGUGCCUGGAAAUGUAGAAGAUCUCCCAGUCAAGGAUAACAAAAUUAUCAUGGAUCCUUGGGACUAUCGAGACCGAUUAAGCAUGUAUAAAAUGAUACUAAAUUAUUCAGCAAAAUAUUUCACUCAAUUUGGAAUAAAUAAUACUGGGAAUGCAUUCUGGAUGCUCACCACAUUUUAUGGACAAUUAUAUGAAACAGGCAGACUUAAUGAUCCUUCAAAUUAUUUAGUCAAUGACAAUACAGAAAAAAAGAACUUCAUCUCAAUCAAAAGUGGAUGGGGUGGUAUUAAUUACUAUGUAAUCAUUCCAUUUUUCCUUGUUGCCUUGAAAUUGAACUUCUUCGGGACUUUGCCAUAUCAAAUUGAGUUAUUACCACAAGAAGAACGUAGAUCUGAUUUUUGUUAUUCCUUUGAUGAAUGUUAUACAUCCUACCCACAGAUGAUGGCAAGCAACUCAAAAAUUUUUGAGUAUUUACAGUCCAGGGAGAAGACAUCAAAUAACACAGAAAACUCUACCUACAACACAGAUAUGGACACAAUAGUUCAUUAUAUAUGGUCUGGACAUCACAGUGGGAUAGAUGUUGGAAAGCCACUAUUCCAUGACAAAAGCCAAUUUUAUUCUACAGGAGAAAAAGAUUUUACUGAAGCCUUUCUAUUCACUGUUGAGUUCAUCGAGGAAGCAAAUUACCCCUCUGACUUGAAGAAUUCAUCAGAAUUCUUGCUGGGAUUCCCUCAUAGAGAGCUCACCACUGAAGACUGGCUCAUUCCUGGCUGGGACUUAAACAAAUAUGAAAAAAACCUGUUGAUUAUAGUAAAAAUAAUUUCUCAAAUAAAUAAUAUUUCAGGAGGUGUCCUUUUGAACAUUUGGAAGACGUUCCUGAUAUCUGAGACUGCAAGGAAAAGUGCCCAAGUUCUCAUUAAGACUAUAUUUCUUUUCCCAAAAGUUUACUAGAUAAUCAACUAAUAAGAUCUCUUAUUCCUCACUGAAUUUUAGUGAAUAACUGUUUCAAUUGUCUUUGUCUCCUUAACCAGAAGAAGUAUCAAAGGUACGGUCUGUUGAUCUAGCAUAGUAGACUCUCAGUAAAUAUAUGAGGAUGGUGAUUAUUAAACUAAAUAAACAAUGCAGCUUCCUGAA
Vombatus ursinus (common wombat) is the source of this 1271-nucleotide messenger RNA. RefSeq names its product protein LEG1 homolog. NCBI's taxonomy places the organism in Eukaryota, Metazoa, Chordata, Mammalia, Diprotodontia, Vombatidae. The transcript has 6 exons. The record is from RefSeq and is a predicted model, not a curated record. Bases 24 to 1088 code for a protein of 354 amino acids.